Messenger RNA from Nycticebus coucang (slow loris), 5341 nucleotides. RefSeq names its product retrotransposon Gag like 9 (gene RTL9). The coding region runs from base 198 to 4340 and encodes 1380 amino acids. NCBI's taxonomy places the organism in Eukaryota, Metazoa, Chordata, Mammalia, Primates, Lorisidae. The record is from RefSeq and is a predicted model, not a curated record. The transcript has 3 exons.
CAGAGACUUGAAGACGGUGUGUGACUCUCCCGUGAGUUAAGAGCACUAGCUGAGUCAGACAGACCCGAGUGACAAGCCCAGCUUCCCUCCCUCUCAGCUGUGAGAGCCAAGAUUUUCUUACCACUUGGGUUUCAGCAGGACCCCUGAUGUCAUCACUUUAGGGGCUCCCUCCACACUGUCCUGUGGCUGUGGAAUAUAUGUCAGUGCCCUUACGUUCACUGCAACUUGACAAUAUGAGGAAGGAAAAUGUCGACCCUCAAAACAGGGGCAUGUCCUUCUCGAGACCAGUGCCAGAAGCCAGAGCUGAGGUCCAAAGCCUGCAUUCUCAUGUCCCGUUGCCUACAGUCUCAACUUCAGCCUCAAACCCUGGAGGGACUUCAAUGCAGCUGACAACAUCUCUAGGCUUUGACACCAUGUCUGCACCUCCAAUGGAAACACCAAACUCUGGAACAGUGUCCCCACCGCUAAUGUCAGUUUCAGACUCUGAGGCACUGUCCCCAUUGCUAAUGCCAGCCUCAGACCCUGGAGCACUGUCCCCAUUACUAACGCCAGCCUCAGAUUCUGGGGCACUGUCCCCAUUGCUGACACCGGCCUCAGAUUCUGGGACACUGUCCCCAUUGCUGUCCACAUCAGAUUAUGGGUUAAUGUCUCCAGGGAUGAUGACAAUUCCUGACUUUGGAAUCAUGUCCACAGCACUAAUGGCACCAGAUUCUGCAGAGAUCUCACCAUUGGCAUUGCCAACUCUUUCCUCUGGAGCGAUGUCUAUACCUAUAAUGAACACCUCAUCUUCAGAGGCAAUGUCCACACCAUUAAUGCUGGCACCAGAUCCUGGAGAGAUAUCCCCACUUUUAGUGCCAGAUAUAAACUAUGGAGGGAUGUCCGCACAGUCAAUGCCAGCUCCAGACUCUGAAGCCAUGUCCCCAUUGCAAAUUACAGAUGAAGACACUGAAGCAAUGUCCAAAGUGCUAAUGACUGCUCUCGCCUCUGGAGAGCUUUCUUCACUGCUAAUGUCAGACGUAGAUUCUGAAGCGAUAUCCUCCCUGAUAAUGUCAGCCCUGGCUUCUGAAGAUACAUCAGCCCAGCCAACAAGCACCCAGGACUCUGGGGGAAUAUGCACCCCACUCAUGUCAGACCCAGACUCUGGAAUAAUGUCUUCAUUGCUCAUGUCAGCUCCAGGCUCUGGAGUAAUGUCCACACCACUACUGUCAGUCCCAAAUGCUGGAGAAAUGUCUACGUUACCAAAGGCAGCCCCAGACACUGAAGCAGUGUCCCCACUGCUAAUGACAGCCCUAGCUUCUGGAGUGAUGCCUACUCAAUUGAUAUCAACCCCAGGCUCUGGAGCAAUGUCCCCAUGGGUAACACAAAAUGUAGACUCUGAAAUCAUGUCUGCUCCACCAAUGACAGCAACAGCCUCGGGGAUGAUGUCUGCACCAUCGGUGAGAGCUUCAGAUUCUGGAGCAGUGUCUGCACCGCUAAUGAGAGCUCCAGCCUCUGGAAAUAUGUCUACAUUGCAAAAGAUAGACCCAGCUCCUGUAGCCAUGGCCAUCCCACUGAUGACAGUCACAAGUUCUGUACCAGCAUCCACAGAGCAAAUGCCAACUACAACCUCUAAAGUGAUGUCCACACAAUUAACAACAGCCAAAACUUCUGAAGUGAUGCCCACAGGCUUUAGAAAAGGUACAGCCAAUGGAGCAAAAUCUACACAGCGCACCAGGGCCUCAGCCUGUGGAAAGAUGUCCAUGCCACUAAGGAGAGCCAUGGCUUCUGGAACAAUGUCCACACAACCAGUUACAGCCACGGCCUCUGAAACGAUGUCCAUGCUUCAGUUGACAGCUCCAGCCUCUGGGUCAAUGUCCACGCUGCAAGCGGGAACCCCUGUCUCUGGAACAAUGUCCGUGUCACAAAUAAAAAGCACAGCGUCAGGAUUGACAUUGACACAGCAAACGAGAGCCACAGCUUCUGGAGCAAUGACAGCAAAAUUCUCCGGAUCAACAUCUACUCUGUUCAUGAGUGACACAGCCUCAGGAGGGAUGUCCAUGACACCAAUGAGAUCUCUGGCCUCUGGGACAUUGUCCAAGCCACUAAUGACAUCCAAAGCCCCUGGAAAAAUGUUUGUGGAGCAAAUGACAACUACAGCUUCUGGAGCCAUGUCCACACCGCUAAUGAGAGACACAACCUCUGGAGCUCUGUCCCUGCCAGAAAUGACAGACACAGCCUCUGGAGGCAUGUCUGCACUGCUACGGAGAGCCACAGACUCUGGAGCAAUAUCCACAUCACAAAUGACUGCCACAGCCCCUGGAGCUAUGUCCAUGCCACCAAUGAGAGCCUCGGGUCCUGGAGCAAUGCCCACAUCAUUCCUGAGAGCCACAAGUUCUGGAAAGAUGCCCAAUCAGUCAAUGAGCACCCAAGACCCUGGGGGGAUGUCCACAUUGGUCAUGAGAUCCAUGUCGUCUGGGGGGAUGCAAAUGAGACCCCCAGCCUCUGACAUGAUGUCCACACCAAUAGUGAGAGCCAGGGCCUCUGCAGCGAUGGCCACACCACUAAUGAGAGCCUCAGAUUCUGGAGAGAUAUCCCUACCACUAAUGUACCCUCCAGCUUCGGGAGAGAUAGCCACACCUCUGAGAGCCCCAGCUUAUGGAGCGAUACCUGCUCCACAAAUGACAGCCACAGCCUCUGGAAUGAUGUCCAUGCCACAGAUGAAGGCACCAAUCUCUGGAGCAAAGUCCACGCUGCUCAUGAGAUCCACAGCUUCUGGAACUCUGAACAUGCCUCAGAUGACAGCCUCAGCCUCUGGAGGGACGCCCAUGCUGCCGGUGAAAGGCUUAGCCCCUAGAAUGACAUCUACAUCACAGAUGAUGCCCACAGCUUCUGGAGACAUGUGCACACUACCCAUGCGAGCUCCAGCCUCUGGAACCACGUCUGGACUACUAAAGAGACCCUCAGCCUCUGAAGCUGUGUCCACAGAGUUUAUGAGAGCUCCAGCCUCUGGAAAGAUGUCCACUGCACAGACGACAGCCAUGGCCUCUGGAGGGAUGUCCAAGCCAUUAAUGAGAUCCUCAGCCUCUGGUGCAAUGCCUAUGCCUUUGAUGUCAGCCAUGACUUCUGGAGAGAUGUCUAUGCCACUAAUGAAAACCACAGCCUCUGGAGCAAUGUCCACCUUGCAAACCAGGGUCAUAAGCUCCAGAUCGAUGUCCCUGCCACAAACCACAUACACAACUUCUGGAGGGAUGACCCCACCAGUGAAAGCCUCUGCUUCUGGAGCAUUGUCCACACCGCUUAUGAAAUCCUCAGCUUCUGGAAUGAUAUCUACGCCACUACUGAAAGGCACAGCCUCUGGAGGGAUGCCCAUGCCACAAAUGACAGCCACGGCCUCUGGAGCUAUGUCCACGCCGCUUAUGAGGGCCCCAGCCACAGGGGGAAUAUCCAUCCCACAGACAGCCUCUGGGAUGAUGUCCACUCUGGAAGCCAAGGCCACAGACUCUGGAGAGGCAGGUGCUUCUCAUGUCAACACCACCGCCUCUGGAUCAAAUCCCACACCUCACGCGACUGCCACAACCCCUGAAACUAGGAAGCCACCACCAAAGGAAGUGCCAUCUUUUGGAAUGUUGACUCCAGCACUCUAUUACCUCUUAGAAGAGCAGGAAGCAGCCCGGGGCUCGUGCCCUGAGGAGGAAGAGAUGGAAAUUGACGAGGAGAAGCAAAUGAAGGGUUUUUUGGAUGAUUCAGAGAAAAUGGCAUUUCUGGUGUCCCUUCAUCUGGGGGCAGCAGAGAGGUGGUCCAUCUUGCAGAUGGAGGUAGGAAACCCCCUCUCAGAUGAUGAUAAAUCUUUCCUGAGCAGAUCCCAGGGCUUAUAUGACUCCCUGUCUGAGAUAGACAUCCUCAGCGCUAUUCUUUGUCAUCCUAAGCAGGGCCAGAAGUCAGUCAGGCAGUAUGCCACUGACUUCCUACUGCUGGCACGACAUUUGUCCUGGUCUGAUGCCAUUCUACGGACCAGGUUUCUGGAAGGACUCUCAGAAGCUGUUGCCACCAAAAUGGGUCGUAUCUUCCUGAAGGUGGCCAGCAGCCUAAAGGAACUGAUAGAUAGGUCUCUCUAUACUGAGUGCCAGCUGGCUGAAGAGAAGGAUUCCCUGGGCAAAUCAAGCCAGGGUCUGUCGACAGCCUGUAAGCGGAAUAAUGAGGCAGCCAUGGAAAGUGAACUGAGCUCCCAGCAGCAGACAGAGGAGCACCAGCAUGUUCCAAAACGCUGUUACUACCUGAAAGAGCACAGAGACCCCCAAGAGGGUCUUCAUGACCACCUUGGACAGAGCAUAGGCCAUCAGAAGCCCCCCACCAACAAGUAAUGCUCCUUGGCUCUUCUCCUGUGAUAUCUGACUCAGCUGCUAACUUGGGACUGGAUCCUGGACCCAUUCCAUUCAUCUACAUCAUAAACCUUGUUGCCUUCACCCUUCAGCCUCCCCCACCAGGGACAUCCCACCCUAUCUCUCAAUUGGCUGACUUGACCUUCUUUGUCACCCACAUGCCUGUGACCUGCCCUGACAAUCAGAGUGUGAACUACAAGAGCAUAUGGUGUAUGAGGUUCUGAACCCCCAUCACCAUCAAGGCCAGUUUUAGUUUUUGGUCCAGGGAGAAGUCUAGGCAGGAGAAAUCAUGUCCUACCUCAAAAACACCUUAGAGUGUCUUGCCAUGUGUCAGCAGGCAAACUUGAGGAAGCCCUGGUUCCUUUACACCUGGCAGGGGAGCCUAUAAGGAGAGUGAUGCCCACUCCUAUACCAUCCUUUGAAUCCACUAGACUUCCCCCUAUAUAUCCCAACUCAUAGCACCUACAAUGGGUCUCCAGGGCCCUUGACCUGCUUAUAGUCUCCAUCCUGAACCAUUCGUUUUGAGCCAUAAUAAUAGUGAUAGUAAUGGCUAAUGGUUAUUGCCAGUGUACCAUGUGAUUAAGUGGGCUUAAACUCUUGCCAAGCACCAUCUCACUACAUUCUUACAGUGACCCAACUUGCUCUUGUGUUGUCAGCUUCUGACCUCUUGAUCUGUGACUCUUGUCUGAUCCCUCAGUGUGGAAUCUCUAGCUCUGACCUCUGGGCAACCCCCUCAGUUGUUAAUUGCCCCCACUGCUCUUGGCUAUUGUGCUUCAUGGCCAGCACUCUUAAUGAGGGGCUUGGCCUCUGGACAGGCAUAGAUGGUUAGAACAUAACCGUGAUCAGUGUUUGCCUUCAGGUGGUGGGGUUAUGGGUGUUUUUUAUUUUCUUCUUUCUAUUUCUCUGUACUUUCCAGAUUGUCUACAGCAAGCAUGUAUUACAUUUGUAAUCGUAAAAGUAAAUAAAAUUCAUUUGUGAAAAAA